This is a messenger RNA of Cyprinus carpio (common carp), 2267 nucleotides long. Its product is annotated as E3 ubiquitin-protein ligase DTX3L-like. NCBI's taxonomy places the organism in Eukaryota, Metazoa, Chordata, Actinopteri, Cypriniformes, Cyprinidae. The record is from RefSeq and is a predicted model, not a curated record. Gene Ontology annotation, biological process: Notch signaling pathway; protein ubiquitination.
GGGUUUUGAGUCGGCUUUAGGCUGGAUUUUUUCCCUGGGACCUGGCAACCCGAUACUGAGCAUGACUUCCUGCUUGAAAAAGUGAAACUAAAACGCAGCGUGUUUACAUUCAAAAAGUGUUAAAUGUGUUUUGCGUGACAUGUGAUAUUGGACCAAACAAAAAAGCGCUUCAACUUGUACUUCUCUUUUGAAAAUAACGCAUACCAUUUUUUCUUCAACAAACUUAUUGGCGGUUUACUAUAUGUUGCUCUUGGCUCGUUUUGAGCCCACUUGAUAUCGUUUGGAUUUCCCUGACAACUGAACGACGCCGUCGGCAGAGACAGAGAUGAGCCUGCCACAGAUAAUCACUCGAGUGAGACUACACCUGUCAAAUUCAGAUUCAAGCAAACUUCACAGCAAGACUGUGAAACAUAAAUAUGAAGAUGUGAAUGGUGUUGCCAGCGAGUCACUUCAAGAGGCUGAAGAUAUUUACAGGAAGAGUGUAAUUAGGCAAACAACAUGUAAUGGAACUAGGGAUCUAAGACAGGAGGAGAGACCAGCUCAAAGGGACUCCUUAGAAGUUGAACCAGUUAAGGUUGAUGACAUUGUUAUGGAUUACAUUGAAUUAAUUAAAUCUAAGGAACUUGACAUAAUUAAAAAAAGGAAUGCAGUUAUCAUAAAGCAAGACAAUGGAUUUGUGACCUUUUUGUCUAAGUCUGGUAAGAGCGUUCAUGCUCAGUUUGCACGAGAACAGUUUAUAACAUUAUAUCAAAAGAUUGCAACAGGGCUGCAAACUCGGGCAUAUUAUAACAGUCCAGGAAUUACUGCGCUUUGCCAAGCAAAAUUUCCAGAACUGGUAAUAACUCAUAAAGAUGAAAGGCGAUUUCAACUGAUUGGGAGUACGCGGAGAGAUUCACAGUACCAAACCCCAAAUAAAACAAAAGUCUAUGAAACACCUUACAAGCAAAAUGUGGAACAACAGAAAUCAAUACACCAAGCCAAAGAUGAAGCAUGUCCAAUUUGUUUGGAACCACUCAAGACAUCUGAAUGCAUAGUCUUGCCUAAAUGUAAGCACAGAUUUUGUAAAGACUGUUUGAAAAGAGCAUUCCAGUUGAAACCAACUUGUCCGAUAUGCGGAGAGAUAUACGGCAGUCUUACAGGGACGCAACCAAAAGGAGGAUCCAUGACUGUCUCAUGGGACAGCUCCUCUCUACCUGGAUAUGCAAAAUAUGGAACAAUCUUAAUUAGCUACCAUAUACCAAGUGGACGUCAGGGGGAUGAACACCCAAACCCAGGCAUGCCGUACCAGGGUGCGUCCCGCAUAGCUUACCUCCCUGACUCAACAGAGGGGAAGAAGGUACUGAAGCUUCUGCAGAGGGCAUUCGACCAGCGACUCACUUUCACUAUUGGACGCUCAUCUACCACUGGACAGAACAAUGUGGUGACCUGGAAUGACAUUCACCAUAAGACGUCUCGUGUUGGAGGGCCAACUUGUUAUGGUUACCCAGAUCCAGACUACCUCAAACGAGUACAAGACGAACUGAAAGCAAAAGGAAUUUACUGAUUAUACAGACUGAACCUUGUAAUCAGUUCAGACACUAUUAUCACAACCAGCAGUCAUAUUAAAAACAAGAACAAGAAUAAAGUAAUACUGCAAUCUUGUGAUCACUAAUCAAAGUAUGGCACUUAUUUUUUUUUUUUGUUUACAGGCAUUCUUAAUUUUGUUUUUCUUAAUGUUUUGAAUGUAUGAAUAAGACAGUUAAUAUGUCAUGUAUGCAGUAAAAGAUGUUUGUGCUUUUAACUGUAAACCUUAGUUUCAUGUCAGUGUGAUAGAGGAUCACAUCUACAGAAAUCAGUUUUGUUUUAAUCACCAUUGCUAUAUCAUAUUGUAAUUAGGUUUUCUAUAUUAUAUUGUGUUUUGAGAUUUCCUAAUAGAACAUGCGGUAAUAUGUGUCAUGCAGUGUAUAUGAAGUUACAAUAGAGACUCAGCAACAAAAAGGAACAAAUAUAAGUGUCAUUGAUGUUAAAAUUAAAUGAACUAUUCCGAGAGACAUAGACAAUCCUUUCACCGUCACCAGAGGUGAAACAACCAGUAAUCAUGAGAAACUUUAAUCAAACCAAGAACAAGUCAUUUUAGUUACACUAAACUAUUCCUAUUGGGAUCAGGCUUUUAAUAUUACCGGAAUUUUACCUGGAUCAUUUAUUGUUUACAUUUGUUCAGAUUUUGAUGGGUUUUAGUGUUUUUUAAAUGGAUAUAUAUUUAUAUGUGUGUGUGUGUGUGUGUGUGU